Molecule: messenger RNA, 1460 nt
Organism: Onychostoma macrolepis
Lineage: Eukaryota; Metazoa; Chordata; Actinopteri; Cypriniformes; Cyprinidae
Gene: aar2
Product: AAR2 splicing factor
Exons: 4
Coding region: 144-1298 (384 amino acids)
Biological process (GO): spliceosomal tri-snRNP complex assembly
Source: RefSeq, a predicted model, not a curated record
GUUAUUAUCUGCAACAGCGUUGAAACGUGAAGUAGGGCUUUUAUUUUGACUUUAGCUUCGGCUUCAGCGGAAGUUUCUUUCUUGAUUCACACAUGGCCUUUACGUAAAAAUUUGGAUUUGUGAUUGAGCGCAGUUGUUUAGAUAUGGCAGCCACAGAUAUGGACCCCGAGGUGGCUCGGGGCUUAUUUGAAGAAGGAGCCACGCUUGUUUUACUUGGUGUUCCUCAGGGAUCAGUGUUGGGACUCGACUACAAAAGCUGGACCCUGGGCCCUCGGUUCCGUGGGGUGAAGAUGAUUCCUCCAGGGCUUCACUUCCUCCACUACUGCUCCGCCAACUCUAAUGAAGAAUGUGGUGACAUUGGCCCCAAAAUGGGCCUGUUUCUGUCCCUGAAACCCCGGGAGGUGCUUGUAGCCCACUGGAACCAGAGAGAAGAAGAUCUGGAGUUCACACAGGACCCAGAGGAGGCCGAGCGCAUACGGGCCAACCUCAGAGAGCUGGAUGGCUAUCUGGGCCCCUAUCCCUACGACACUCUCCGCAAGUGGGUUUCCCUGACAGACAGACUGAGCCAGGAGCUGGCCGCCGCUCUGCAGCCCCUCAGCGGGAGGGUGUGCGCCUUCAGCGACGUGAUCCCGGAGCUGCAGCUGACCCACACUAAAGACCGCGAGGAGCAGAACCUGCCCCGCAACGAUCAGGAGUGUCAGAGCAUGAAGGAGGGGCUGGACAGACUGCCACGGAUGAAGCAGAGGGAAGGCACGGAGCUGCGCUUUUCCUCCAUCCCCACACAGGCGUUCCCUCCUGGAGCCACACCUGCUCAGAUCACACAGUGUAACAUGGAUUGGAGUUACGCUCUCAACUCUGUGCUGGAGAGGCAUUAUAAAGAGCAGCCUCUCAGUGUACUAGGAGAGCUGCAGUUUGCCUUUGUUUGUUUCCUGAUGGGGAAUGUGUACGAGGCCUUCGAGCACUGGAAGCGCCUGCUGGCUCUGCUGUGCCGCUCUGAGGAGGCCAUGAAGGAGAGGAGGGACCUGUAUCUGGGGCUCAUCGCCGUCCUCUACCAUCAGCUGGGAGAGAUCCCUCCGGACUUCUUUGUGGAUAUCGUGUCGCAGAACAACUUCCUCACCACCACACUUCAGGACUUCUUCCAGUUUGCCAGCAGUCCCGGAGUCGACAGCACAUUACGGAAAAGAGCAGAAAAAUUUAAAGUCCACCUGACCAAAAAGUUUCGUUGGGACUUUGAUGCAGAUCUUGAUGAAUGCGCUCCGGUGGUGGUGGAGCUUCCGGAGGGAGUCGCCCUGGACUGAUGCUGCGUCACACGGCCCAUCCACUUCACUCAUAAACACCGUGCAGGCCGCAGCAGCUUUUAUAUUGUGUUCACAUGAUACUCCAGCAUCUGGAUAUCCUCCUGUCACUUCCUAAAGAAAUAUUGACCAUUCCGUUUUAUUAAAGAUAACUAUUUCACUUCA